This is a messenger RNA of Moesziomyces antarcticus, 3471 nucleotides long. RefSeq lists its product as uncharacterized. Gene Ontology annotation, biological process: N-glycan processing to lysosome; carbohydrate phosphorylation. Gene Ontology annotation, molecular function: UDP-N-acetylglucosamine-lysosomal-enzyme N-acetylglucosaminephosphotransferase activity. The record is from RefSeq and is a predicted model, not a curated record. Gene Ontology annotation, cellular component: Golgi apparatus. The coding region runs from base 1 to 3471 and encodes 1156 amino acids. The transcript has 2 exons. NCBI's taxonomy places the organism in Eukaryota, Fungi, Basidiomycota, Ustilaginomycetes, Ustilaginales, Ustilaginaceae.
AUGCCGCUGCCACCCUCCUCCGCCUCGGCUCAACGAUCCACCGCGCGGCUGCCAGCUUCCGUCCCACGCAACAAUCCGCCGCCGAGCCUGUCUCUGGCACAUCCCUUCCGGCUUGGUACAGAUGACAUCCUCGCGUGCUCGCGUGCUCGGCUGCAUGCAAUGCAUGGCCCCGUCCGCAUCGCAUCGCUCCUACCUCCCUGCACUCGCACUCGCCUCGCGGUCGACAAACUACGAUGGCGUCGUAUCGCGAGACUACGAUUCCUUGCCUCGACCACUGACGCUGCACACAAGCCCGGCCGCAUCGUCAUCACCGCUCCUACACCACAACCCGCCCAGGAGGUCUUGUACCCGCGCGCCAUGCAGUCGGUCGGUGACGAGGUGCGCAUAUCCUUGCUGGCCUCCAAUGAUCUGCACAAGCAACCAGGCUUGCCUCACCAUCUCGAAGCUGCUUCUUCCACCACCUCGCUCUCGUCCGCCACCAUCUUUGACAGCGAGGAUCCAGCCACGUACGACACCGCCUCUUGCCACCGCCGUCACAGCUCGAAUGGGUCCACAGAUACGCUCGUGGGCGCACUCGUUGCGAAACGCUUCCCCGGCCUCUGGCAUAGACUGCCCUUUGUCCGCUCCGCGCACGCAUACAAGCCUGUGGCCACUGAUGCAGAGCCUCGCAAGCUGAACCUCAACGGCAGGAGGCUCAGGGUCGUCGGCGUGCUGCUGCUUGCUGCGUUCCUGCUCGGUGUCGGUGGCAGCAAGCUGCACAAGUCCAUGGCAGGCAAGGCCACAACGCCCGAGGAUCCGUUCCUGGCGUCGCUGCACGACGACGAUUCCUGGCAGGACAAGGCGGUGAUCACGCCCACCUUUCCGAGACCCUUGCAUCCGACAGAGCCCGAGGAGAUCUUGCCGUUUGGACUGCACCACGACGAUGCCGACCCUCCGCCUCUUCGUGCGCCAGCAUCGUCAGCUCCCAAUCGCAGGCAGCUCGACGUGAUCCCGGCCCAGCGGAUCUUGUUCGACAAUGCAGAAUGUCUCGACGAGUGGGUCGCCGAGGGCAAGGUCUGCGAUGAAUUCCAAGGUGCAUAUGGCAAGCGACCCGACUUGACCAGCGUCGAUCUGCUGUAUUCGUGGGUGAAUGGAUCCGACUGGCGCCAUUCGAGUGCAAGCUGGAUGCACGCCUACAGGCCGACCGGACGGUGGCAGGAGUAUGCCGAGGAGGACCUCUUUCCCUCUUUCCACCAGCUUGGUCGUCGCGACGCUGGGCUUCAAGGGCAGACGCCGACGAAAAGGACGGCACCGUCCAAGGCGCUGGUGCCGAGCAGGUUCCGCGACCAUGAAGAGCUGAGGUACUCGAUGCGCUCGGCCGCCAAGCAUCUGCAUGGCUUGCGGACCAUCCACAUUGUCUCGCCCGACUUUUCGGCUCCCUACCAUCUGCAGCCCGGCGCCAAGCUGCCAAGGCAGAAGCGCUCGUCCCAGCCGCCGUUUAUGCUUACCGUCGAUCGGCUAGAGCAGGGGUUCGUCGGGCUGCCCUCGCAGCUGCGUCGCGUGCAGGACAUUGGCACCGACCGAUUCAUGACCCACGAGAACCAGCUGCGCGAGGGUCAGGUGCCCCAGUGGCUCGCAAUUACCGAGGCAGCCUCUGUCCUUGCCGGUCAAGACGCCGAGUCGGACAGCCCGGCGCAGUCGUCGUUGCCCCAGUCCAUCGCAAAGCUGUUUGCGCUCGCAUCGGACGACGGCGAGCAAGCGAUCUCGCCGAAUGUUCGCCUGCAUCACGACUGGAACGCGGUGACGGAUAAUUGGCUCGUCUCGCGUCCCGUCACGGAGCGGGAGCAUCAGCAGAGGGACAACUACCGCCGCUCCGCGCUGCCCACGUUCAACUCGAUGGCCAUCGAGUCGAUGCUCGGCGAUCAGCCCGGUCUCGCCGACAGCUUUGUAUACGCCAACGACGAUUUUUUCCUCCUCGACGACGUCAGUGUCGCCGACGUCACCUCGCCGCUGUUUGGGCCCGUGAUGCGGCUCGACUACAACCUCGUCGUCAAGGGGGUCCAGUCUCCCGACGCCACGCCGGGCGAGUGGUCGUCGCUAUGGCACACCAACUGGCUGCUCGACCAGCGCUUUGGAGCGCGCAAGCGGCCGUACGUCCAGCACGUCCACAAGAGCUUCUCCAAGGCCUUGCUGCACGAGACGCGCAUGGGCUGGGCCGCCGAGCACGCGCGUCUCGGCAUCAACAGGUUCCGCAACGCCGGCGACAAUAUCGUCACCCACUUUCUCGCCUACUACAACGUCGUGGAACGCCACCGCGAGGCGAUGCUGUGGAGCUUCUUUAUGCUUCGUCUGGACAGCGACGGCGAUGGUGUGGUGUCGGACGACGAGAGGCGAGAGGCAUUGCUCGUCAUGGGCCUUACGCAGGAGCAGGCUUCCAGAGUCGAAGGCUCCCAGUCGGAGGCGGAUUGCAUUGUCGAGGUCAAGCUGGCGAGGCGCAGUACCCUCGCAAAGGACCACGCCAACGAGGCGCUUGUCAAGGCCGCGUGGCCGGUGCCGCUAAAGAGCCAAUACUCGUUUGUCUCGCAAGAUGGAUAUCCACUCGGCGACGUCUCGGACCGCGUCAUCUAUCGCCGCAGCCAACCGCGCAUGCAGCGACGCACCUCGCCGCGCGAUCCGUACUGGCAGUCGUCGCAUCGAGGCGAGAGCGGCUACUUUGGCUGGCCCGACUUUGUCGACGAUCCGACCGCGCACCCGAACAACGAGUGGCACAACAGGCGUUUCGACCGUCCUGCAUGCCAGCUCGACCCCGGUCGGUGCUUCGUUAGGCCCUUUUCGGGGGCGAAAGUGCAGUGGCAGGACGUGUUUACGCGCUUCGCCUACGAAGACGUCGCCUGCGGUGACUGCCUCAUCCACCACCUCGUCGGCCAGAGCGGGACUCGCGGGCUGUCUGCCUUUCUGCCAGAGAAGCACCGCACGUACGAGGGCAAGACGGAGCCAGAGGCGCGUAGGCGCAAGGCGGUGCCGCAUCUGCCGCUCUCGUCGGUGUGGAACGCCAGCGCGCCCGUAGAUGCCGCCGCCGAGGCGGAGCGGGCGUGCUUCAGCGUCGCGUGUGUGCUGGCCAACUCGGGCUUCGGGCACGGCACCCGGCUGCGCGACUUUGCCAGCAGGCUCAUCCAGCGCUACGCCUACACGAUUGCCGAGACACCCAUCGAGUUCCACCGCAUGGAAACGCUCUACUCGGCCACCAAGGUCAUGCAGGCGCUCCAGUCGGCCGCAGCGAGACCGUCGGCUCUCGAUCGAUUCGCACGGGCAAAUGGAACAGACACACCCGCGCCCGCGUGGGUAGCCUCGCAGAGCAACAUUGACAUCCAACGCCCGGCGUUGGUCUGCAUCAACGACGAUAUCACGGACAAGUGGGCCGACCAGGUAGCCGCCAAAUUCACAGCGUGGAUGCACAACAUGUGGCCCGAAAAGCCAGCCUGGGAAUUGUAG